AUGACCGCCGUCUGGCUUCUUCCCAUCGUCAGUUGCAUUGUUGCCGCCUCCACGGGUGCCACUGUCGCUGAGGUCCUCACGAAUGCCCAACACGCACUGUGGACUGUACUCGCCAGCUACAUAUUGUGGGGAAUCGGGGUGCCACUAUCUUUGAUGGUGAUGGUUAUUUAUCUGCAGCGCCUCACUCUCCAUAAACUGCCUCCCAAGACCGUCAUUGUCAGCGUUUUCCUGCCACUGGGCCCAUUGGGUCAGGGGGGAUACGGGUUAGUUCAAUCGUCCCAGUCCAAGAUCUACGGCAAUUCCAUACUAAUAAUGGCCAGAGCAAUGAAAUUAGGUCAGUGCGCGAAAGAGAUCUUUCCCAAGACAGGAACCCUCGAGCAAUCGUCUGGACCCACCUUCUACACGCUGGGGUUCCUUGUUGCGCUGAUUUUCUGGGCAUUUGGGCUCGUCUGGCUUUUCUUCGCAUUGGCAUCGAUCGUGCGAUCCAAGCAUUUUCCCUUCAACAUUGGAUGGUGGGGGUUCACCUUUCCGCUGGGGGUGUUUGCCACUAGCACUUGUCAGAUGGGAACCGAGCUGCCGUCCGGGUUCUUCCGUAUAUUGGGUACAAUUCUGUCCUUGGCUGUGGUCGCUUUGUGGAUAGCAGUCGGCGCUGGAACUUUAAAGGGAGCCAUGUCUGGGCAGUUGUUCUUUGCUCCAUGUUUAGCGGAUCUUAGGGUCCAAGAAGAAGACAAAGAUGCUGGGAAGGUAGCAUGA
Molecule: messenger RNA, 753 nt
Organism: Penicillium alfredii
Lineage: Eukaryota; Fungi; Ascomycota; Eurotiomycetes; Eurotiales; Aspergillaceae
Product: malate permease
Exons: 1
Coding region: 1-753 (250 amino acids)
Biological process (GO): transmembrane transport; sulfite transmembrane transport
Cellular component (GO): plasma membrane
Molecular function (GO): sulfite transmembrane transporter activity
Source: RefSeq, a predicted model, not a curated record